AUGGGCAAAAAGAAGAGUAAUCAACUCGGCCGAUCUUUGAUCAAGGACCGCUUCGGACAGGGUAAUCGAAAAACGGUGGCCGAUGGAAGCAUGCUUCAUACAACAGAAGUUCAGGAUGGUUAUGAUUGGGGUCGCCUGAAUCUACAGUCGGUGACGGAAGAAUCCUCCUUCCAGGAGUUUCUUCGUACAGCCGAACUCGCCGGUACAGAGUUUCAGGCUGAGAAGCUCAACAUUAGCUACGUGAAUCCUAAGUCGAAGGUGGGACUGCUGACCACGAACGAACGCGUAGAGAUCAUCAAAAAGCAUGUGGAUAAAAAAAAUCUACUCAAAAUUCCGCGUCGACCCAAGUGGACUAAGGAAACGACCGCCGAGGAACUACUGAUGGCAGAAAAUGCGUCCUUUCUCGAGUGGCGCAGGGGCCUAGUGGCUCUGCAGGAACAGGACGGUAUGCUGAUGACACCAUACGAGAAAAAUCUCGACUUUUGGCGACAGCUGUGGCGCGUGGUAGAACGCAGUGAUAUCGUGGUGCAAAUUGUAGACGCUCGCAAUCCAUUGCUCUUCCGUACAGAGGAUUUGGAAAAGUACGUGAAAGAGGUGGAUCCAAACAAGAUGAAUAUGAUUCUCGUUAACAAGUCCGAUUUUCUGACGGCCGAACAACGGGUUCACUGGGCAAAAUACUUCGAUGAACAAGACAUUCGUGUCGCAUUCUAUUCGGCCGUGUUGGCGGCGGAAGAGGCAAAGCGAAAAGCAGAAGAAUCUGAUUAUGACAAUGAGCUGUUGAACGAAGAAGAAAGACAAGUAAAAGAGCGAUUGGGAAAUUUAAAAAUCUCCGUCGAUAAAGCUGAAAAAACACUGGAGAAAAUUGAGGAAAAAAUUGAAGACUUUGUCAACGAUGACGCAGACGGGAAAACAAAAAAUAGCUCCAAGCUGCUCACAAACGAAGAGUUGAUUGCUCUGUUCAAGAGACUCCACCAGGGUGAACGAGUAACGAAAGGUAUCGUCACGGUUGGUUUGGUUGGGUACCCAAACGUGGGUAAGAGUAGCACCAUUAACGCGGUGUUUCUAGAGAAGAAGGUUUCUGUUUCGGCUACACCGGGCAAAACGAAGCAUUUUCAAACGUUGUUCGUCGACAGCGAGCUCAUGUUCUGCGAUUGUCCUGGUUUGGUGAUGCCAAGUUUUUGCAUUACGAAGGCGGACAUGAUAUUGAACGGCAUUCUUCCUAUCGAUCAGAUGCGCGAUCAUGUGCCGCCUGUCAAUUUAUUGUGCACGCUUAUUCCGCGCCACGUGCUUGAAGAUACAUAUGGAAUCAUGAUUUCCAAGCCGCUUGAAGGAGAGGAUCCGAAUAGACCACCGUAUUCCGAGGAGUUGCUCCUUGCGUUUGCCUACAACAGGGGCUUUAUGACGGCCAACGGGCAGCCAGAUCAGUCACGUGGUUCACGGUACGUACUGAAGGAUUACGUUAACGGAAAACUUCUCUACUGUCAUGCACCGCCAGCCAUCAUGCAAGAAAAAUUUCACCAUUUCCCAUCUCGGCUAAAAGAGGAAGUUGACAUAAAGCUUCUACCGCCACGACAGCAGCGUGCGAUUAAGAUGAACAUUAAGAAAUCAAGCACAGACAUCGAUGAUCAAUUCUUCAAGGAACGUUCCUCCUCCGGGUUUGUGAAAGGACGCAGCGAUUUUCCAAACGUCAGACCAAUCGGGCCACAAGGUGCUGCUCAAACGCUUGCUUCGGUAGAUGGUGUUGCCGUAUCCGGCAAGCCGUGGAAGCACCAGAAGCGCGAGAAACGCGAGAAGCUUCGUCGCAAGUACGCCCAUUUAGAUCAACAUUAGAUACUGUGUAUAUUGCAGAUGGGAUUAUCUCUCACCUAGAGGAAAAUUGUGUGAA
Messenger RNA from Anopheles nili, 1885 nucleotides. It is a transcript of the gene Ns3, whose product is annotated as large subunit GTPase 1 homolog. Bases 1 to 1830 code for a protein of 609 amino acids. Gene Ontology annotation, molecular function: GTPase activity; GTP binding. The record is from RefSeq and is a predicted model, not a curated record. Gene Ontology annotation, cellular component: cytosol. Gene Ontology annotation, biological process: ribosomal subunit export from nucleus. NCBI's taxonomy places the organism in Eukaryota, Metazoa, Arthropoda, Insecta, Diptera, Culicidae. The transcript is spliced from 3 exons.